AUGGCCCCAACCCGUCCUCGCGAACAGUCCAUUGAGCGCACACAGGAAUAUGAAGACUUUCUAGAUACUCUGGCCGCAUAUCAUGAGAAGCGGGGGACUGUGUUCGAGCGUGAGCCCAGAGUCGCAGGCCGGCGCAUCGACUUGCUGCGACUUUACAAGCGCGUCACUGACGAGGGCGGGUACGACAAGGUUUCUGACACCAAGGGCAACAAGCUUGCCUGGCGUAGAAUCGCAGCCGAGUUCCUCCCCCAGGGCCCCAGUCUGACCACCCAGGCCUUCCUUAUAAAGACGACGUACUACAAGAAUCUGGCCGCCUACGAGAUUGCGACGGUCCACAAUCGCGAGCCUCCGCCCAAGGAAAUCCUCGAGGACGUCUCAGCAAAGGGCGGCGACUUGCUCACCCGCACCGUAGACAAUUUUGUUCCGCCCAGCAACCGUGAGACCGAGCGAUUGCGCACCGGCGAUGAGGGCGGCGAAGACGACGAGGAAGAAGACGAGGCCGAUGCCGAGCCUAAGAAGACACCCAAGGAUGAAAAAAUGGACGUCGAUGAGCCUGGAAGCCUAGGCCGUAGCACAAGAUCGCUGCGUCAAGCGCCGCCGCAGCGUGUUCUGUUCCAGCCCGAUGCCCCCAUACGGCAGACGCGCCAGUCGACCGGCCACGUCCAAUCUUCGCAGGCCAAUGGCUAUAACAACAACGGUGCAGCCAUGUUAAUUGCCAACUACGAGCCGCGCACCGCCGUUCCUGCGACGAUGAAGCCUGUCGUCACACCCUCCAACAGCCUUGAUUCGUACGUCCAGUCGCGCAAAAAGUACAUAGUAAAUAGGAAGAACCGGCCGGUGCCACUCAAGGGCAUGAUGCUGCCUGGGACUGGCUUCCCUGGGCCCAAUAUCUACAUUCGUGCUCUGCAUGCUCUGCGCUCGCGCGAGCCGGAAGAAGAGGCCUACGCGCUGCACCAUCUGGUCAAGAUUUCGCAUGAACGCGGGGACAAGUAUCGCUUCGACCAAUUUCCCGGUCUUGCCGAGGCUCUCAUUGCUAAAGUCAUCGACGUCGGUUCCAUUUUCUACGACGUGAACUGGGACAUUUCCUAUAUCGAAGAAGAGUUCAGUCAACCACAGACACUGAAUGGACUCUCGGGCACCAGCAACCUGCUGGAUAAAAUCAAAGCUCUCCGAACCCGCGCUCAUCACGACAACUUGCUGACGGAGGAGACUGCAAAAGCACUCAACAUGAUCAACGAGGCUGCGCUUAUUAUCCGGAACAUGGUUAUGCUCAAGGAGAACGCUCUUUUUGUAGCCAUGAUACCAGCCAUCCAGGAUCUUAUUGUGAUUGUUCUGAACCUACCGAAAACAUCGGCAGUCGUCGAGCUGCAGCAUUACGCUCUCGAAAUCGCUGAACAGCUGACCAAGUACUGGGUCCUGGGCGCGCAACACCCCCUAUAUCGCUCCCUGCUCGCCCAAGUCGAGUCCGAUGAUCGUGGCCGAAUCAUUACGUCACUUAGAGCCCUUGCACGGAUAGCCAUGGACCUUGAGGUGACGAACAAGCUGUCUAAUGUACCAACAAAAACACUCAGGUCAAUAUGUGACUGGCUCCUUGUUGAGGAUGAAGAUCUCCGCAUAGCUUGCUUGGACUUCCUGUACCUCUUCACCGGCUUCCCAGAUAAUGUUGAGACACUUGCACACGAAGUAGAUAUCGAAGUCGUUGUCAACCAGCUGGUACGCUUGCUGCAGUACAAUGCCAUAGCCUACGAAGAGCGCAGGAGUACGCCAAAGACGUCAAAACAAUCAAACCCGCCAGAGACACCACCGAAACUAUCAGCUGCAAUUAUCGACCACCUCGUCACGCUGGAUGAACCAGAGCGGAGCUCACAGUGGCUCAAGACAUGCUUCGAAGAGGAUGCAGUUGGGGAAAUCACACAAAUUCAGUUGUGGUCAGCCUACAACGCUGCCUUUCAAGAGUCCAUGGCUUCAAAUCCUGCUUCUUUCAAAGCACUUAUGCCGGCAAAGGAUUUCAUUACGAAUGUUUCCACCACGUUCAGCAGUGCAUCCGCUCAAGUGUUGACUGUGGCCGGACAACAAAAAUAUACCAUUCGUGGGAUAAGACCUCGGUCGAUACCUGUAGACCCGAACACGAAAAAGCCAUAUAUGCGCUGUUGCUGGCACCCCCCCAGCCUGCUUAAUGGCCAUGCAGACUCCAAACACUCGACUGUGAAAAUUGAGUGUGGAGAGUAUACUCCAGGCGCGCGAGCAAUGUGGGAACACAUUGUCAGCACCCAUUUAAAAGUCUCACGUGACCAGGAAACAGGCCAAUGGCUUCUCGAACCCAAACCUGAUCUCGAUAUGGAGAACGGUGAGGCGGUAUCGCUGAGCAAACCGACGAUAUAUUACUGCCAUUGGGGCGGCUGCACACAUUUUCCCAAUGGCACGCAAUCUGCUUUUGAAGCUGGACAGCACAUCAAAACCCAUCUCCCAGACACUGGUAUCAAGCACGCCAUUCACGCCAAGUACAACCGCACGCCUUCGGAAUCCCGACCCCUGACCUCAUCCGCACAAGUACGACACGACGCCUUCCAACCGCAAUUCGGACAGCCCGUUGGCCUGAGCAGUCUGGGUAUGGGCGGUCGGCUCAACAUGAUACAUGACAACAGUAGCUCGCACUCACCCAGUUCGACAGCUAGAAAAGGCGAGGACACGAUGCCGUCUCACACCCACUCGACACCCAAUUUCCGCUACUACAACACCCAAACCGACGAAACAAACGACGCGGCCGGUCUCCCGCUCUCUUCCAUUCUCGUCCUCCGCAACCUCGCCCGCCAACUCAAUCGCAUCCCGCCCCCAUCACGCGUCACAGACCUUGCUUCUCCCUCGCCACCAUCCCGAACAUCAACGCACAAGCGCACAGGAAGCGAAGGCGGUGAGGCUGCGCGCCGCACCGCCAGCGGCAAGAAACCCCGCCUCAGCGAUGCAGCGAGGGAGCAAGCGCGUGAGGACGAGCAGCGCGAGGACGAGGAUAAAAAGAACGUGGGCUGGGUGGCUAGGGCGUUUGCGCCUGUCAGGGAACAGUUGGGCUUCGUGGCUAGUCACAAUUUGACUUUGAAGAACUACAUGAGCGGCCUGUUGAAGGCGGUUGCUGACGGUGGGGCAUGA
Messenger RNA from Plenodomus lingam JN3, 3144 nucleotides. RefSeq lists its product as uncharacterized. Gene Ontology annotation, molecular function: DNA binding. NCBI's taxonomy places the organism in Eukaryota, Fungi, Ascomycota, Dothideomycetes, Pleosporales, Leptosphaeriaceae. Gene Ontology annotation, biological process: regulation of DNA-templated transcription. Gene Ontology annotation, cellular component: RSC-type complex. The record is from RefSeq and is a predicted model, not a curated record.